AUGCAUUUCUCGAGAUCCAAAAACAUCAGCUACCAUAUAAGCCUUCAUGUCAUCGCUGCGAGUUUGCUUCUUCUAAGCCUGUUUCCAUCACAUGCUCAGGCUGCUCACAAAUGUCAGGACAGUGCAUGGUUGACGGAUGAUGAAGAAAUUGACGACGGGUCAGGCUUUCUCGGCGAUGGCGAAAUUUGCCAUAGACAUAGGCUUUCAGCUGGACAGAUCGUUGGGAUCGUGUUUGGAGGAGUUGGUCGCAAGCGCAGCGCACCACCACCGGCACCACGAGCGGGGUUCUUCUCAAAGUUCGGUCGUAAGCGAAAGCCAGAGGUGUCGCGUUCGGCUGCUCUUCAUAAUCCUACACCCGAUGCAGAACCGACCGAUGCUCAACGAGUAAUGGCGAGCGCUCAAGUUUGA
Melampsora larici-populina 98AG31 is the source of this 408-nucleotide messenger RNA. RefSeq lists its product as uncharacterized. The record is from RefSeq and is a predicted model, not a curated record. The transcript has 2 exons. Bases 1 to 408 code for a protein of 135 amino acids. NCBI's taxonomy places the organism in Eukaryota, Fungi, Basidiomycota, Pucciniomycetes, Pucciniales, Melampsoraceae.